GCUUAUAAAGAAACGAAAAGUAUUUUUAAAAGAAGUUCAAAGUAAUCUUUUUCUGUGGAAAAAUCGAAUCAUCUCUACAAUUUGACACAUCGUUGAAGCCUCACGCUAAAAAGUGAUUUUCAAAGUAAUCAUAGCAAGAAAGUUUUAAUUCGAAACAAACUAUUCGAAAGUAUACCUGUCUGUUGAAAAGGCUGCGGUAAAGUUUAUCCAUCGAUAAAAAAAAACUAUCACGAUAAAAAUAGAAACAAUUUAUGCAUCUGCAACUCGGAUUAAUGGAAAUAUGGUUGUUUUAAAAUAUUCGAGUUACUCAUCGUCAGCACCGUUGUCAAGACAAUCAUCUCAUUUGCACAAUCAACUAGCGACAAACCAAUCCGCAAACAUUUUAAUGACACAUAACAGCAAUUCGAUUCAUGCCACAAAAUGUGCGCCGCCAAUGACCAAUGGAUCGAACAAAUCGCGCGAUUGGGACAUCAAUGAUCCUCAAGUGCCAACAUUUAACGAUCAUGAAUAUGAUGAGUUUUGUGAAUGGGCCGACGGUCACAUUCGAUUUGUCUACCGAAACACCAGCGAAGAGGCACGCAAACACAUUUCUGGAUGGGCCAUGCGGAAUACGAACAAUCACAAUGUGAAUAUUCUGAAGAAAAGCUGCUUGGGCGUUCUCGUUUGUACCGCCAGUUGUUCACUGCCCAACGGCGAACAGAUUCAUUUACGUCCUGCCAUUUGCGAUAAAGCACGGAAGAAGCAACAAGGCAAACCAUGCCCAAAUCGCGCUUGUCACACUGGUAAAUUGGAAAUUCGUCCAUGCCGAGGUCACUGUGGUUAUCCGGUCACACAUUUCUGGCGAUCAACAAACAAUGCAAUAUUCUUCCAAGCCAAGGGAGUGCACGACCAUCCAAAACCGGAGCCAAAAAAUAGCACCGAAUAUCGACGAGCCAUUGGUUCGGGCAGAAGAAGCCGCGGCUUGGCUGUUCUUUUGGCACGUGAUGCUGCUUUGGGCAACAAGUUAAUGUCGUUACGCACAGGAGCCAAGAAGCAAAAACCAAAUCCAAGCACUGAUAAAAUUCGGCCGCCACCGCUUAUUUCCGAUUUCAAUUCAGGUGUGCCGUGUAGUUGUCCGCCGUAUCAUUGUGUGUGUGGCACGAUGAAUGUGAAAUUGGAGAAUAAUAAUAUGCCGCAGCAAAUGUAUAAAAAUGUAUACUAUGGUUCGGUGUCGGAAACGUACUGUCACUCGCAAAACACCGAUGUAUCGAUGCAUUCGAGCCAGACAGCUGCCAAUAGCCUGCCGUAUUGGAAUCAGGCAUCAUCGCAACAACAACAACAACAACAACAGCAGCAACAGCAGCAGCAGUCAAAUCAACAGCAUUCACCGAGUCAUUUGAAUUACGGUAGCGGUGCGUCUUACGGCAAUCAACAACAGCACACCGAAGCUGUUUAUCAUGCAUUCCAAGCGAAUGGAUCGAAUGUGUAUCAGCCGAAUUCGAAUUUCAGUGGCAAUAAUAAUGUGAGUUCACAGGAUGUCUAUCAAUAUUCGCCGUAUUCGGGUGAUUUGCUUCAACCGGAGGAUAUAUUUCAAAUGGAUCAACCGAUUCGAUCGGCGAAUGUAUCAUCAUUAAAUAGUUUGUCUGCGUCGCCGCCGGCUACAUUGCUCGAUUUGGGCAGCGGUACGAUUGAACAAAAGUACAGUCACAGCGAACUCUCCGAUUCGUAUUACAGUUUAAACGAUGAUAAUAGCACAAAUUCCAGCCACAACGCCGAUCCAGCAUGCUUUUACCAAAAUAUGAACGACGCAAUGCAUUUGCAUAAUGGGGUGAAUGGCAGUGGCAAUCACAAUAACAACAAUUCAAAUAUGAUCUCAAUGAAUGCAUCAUCACCAACGGCCGCUCACUCAUUUGAACCUGCGGCAACGCAUGCCACAUACUACUGUGAUACACGAACCACCGAACCAUCACGUCAAUACGCCAAACAUUCGCCGACAAUGCUUUCACCCAACGAUACGGCCUGCGAUCGAAUCGCCAAUGGAAAUUAUCAGGCUGCGUGCUACAACAACAACAACAACAACAACAACAGCGUUGCCAUCAAUAAUAAUAUCCAUGACAAUUUCAAGAAUCAGAAGCGAAAAGCAAGCGAAGCCUUUGCCCAGUCGCCAACCAAUCAAUUCAACACAUUUAACACGAAUUUAGUCAACAACCAUCACGAAUAUUACGGCGGCAGCGUUGAACAUCUUUCGUCAAAUCUCACCAAUUUGGAACUGCAUCAACAGCAAAACCAUGAGAUGCAAUACGCAACCAACUGUAGCUCAAUCAUUAGCGAGUAUUGUAACGAUGACGUCUUAUCAAAUUCGCAUGGCAAUCAGUGUUUAACCUAUUACGAUAGCGAAACCAACAAUUUAGUACAAUUAUCCACCAACUCAUACGAAAUUUCGGUCGUCAGUAGCAAUUAAAUGUGUCCACAGCCAAUUUCGAAGAAAGUUUUACUUUUAAAGAAUCAAAAAGACACACAAGAAAAUUUCUUCAUGAAGUUUUUUUCUCUUGUUUUAGUCAUCGUUUUGUUAUAAGUUCUGUUUGUAUUGAAAACAUUGAUGUUUCCCAGUGGUUAUGUUUUUAGUGCCAGUCAGUAAGAGUCUAUACGUAUUUAAGAUGUCAAAUAACCAAAAUUAAUGCUAUGUGUUUAAGAGCAGUUCAUUGAAAAUGUGUGGUCUCACCAAUUUGGAGGUUGCGAUGAUUUGGAGGUUGUCUAGUUGGACAACAAUUUUUUUUUUAAAUUUUAAGUGAAAAAUGAAGACGUAUUGGUAUAAGAGAUGAAGUUUUGUUUUUGAUAGACUUACAACAUGUGCAUGUUUGUGUGAACGUUUUUAUUCGCAUUCUUUCCUCUUUCGCUCUCAUUAGUUAUUAUUAUCUUUUUCUGCGUAUGGAGAAACGAUAUCAUUUUUAGG
Sitodiplosis mosellana (orange wheat blossom midge) is the source of this 2932-nucleotide messenger RNA. RefSeq names its product transcription factor glial cells missing-like. The transcript is spliced from 5 exons. Gene Ontology annotation, molecular function: RNA polymerase II cis-regulatory region sequence-specific DNA binding; DNA-binding transcription activator activity, RNA polymerase II-specific. The coding region runs from base 281 to 2440 and encodes 719 amino acids. The record is from RefSeq and is a predicted model, not a curated record. NCBI's taxonomy places the organism in Eukaryota, Metazoa, Arthropoda, Insecta, Diptera, Cecidomyiidae. Gene Ontology annotation, biological process: gliogenesis; regulation of transcription by RNA polymerase II. Gene Ontology annotation, cellular component: nucleus.